UUCAUCUUCCUGUGGUAUCGUACCGUAUAUUUCUGAUGGUAGUGCUGGAUAAAAUCAUUGUUAAAUAAUGGACAUUUCCGCUGGAUGAUUGCAAAAUAUUAAGACAACAGGACAUGUUUUUCAUAAUUGAAGACGACCAUGGCAGACAACAAAAGGGAGGCCUUAAAAACAAAAUGUACCAGAUUGGCAGUCGCAGCGAUUGAUUUUGGAACGACAUAUUCGGGAUAUGCUUUUUCAUGGAGACAUGAAUGGAAAAAAGUACAAGUAAACCAGUGGAACUGUGGAGACUUUUUAUCAAGCAAGGCUCCGACGACAAUCCUCCUAAAACCAGACAAAUCAUUUUACGCUUUCGGGUUUGAAGCAGAGACAUUAUUCACAAGCAUGGCAGAACAAGAAUCUGACUCGGAAGAUGAUGAAGAGGAAGGACCGAAAGAAAACUGCAAAGACUGUUACUACUUUCACAGGUUUAAAAUGCUGCUACAUAAAGACGAAAGACUGCAUCGUAACACUGAGAUAAAAGAUAUAACUGGGAAAAAGAUGAAUGCUAUGGACAUAUUUUCCAUGUCUAUUAAAUAUUUGAAGAAUUCUAUGAUGGACAUAAUGAAUAGUACAAAGACCUUUGAAAUGUUAGAAAAAGACAUCGACUAUGUAUUGACAGUGCCAGCAAUUUGGGGAGAUGCAGCUAAAAUGUUCAUGCGAGAAGCAGCGGUUAAGGCUGGAAUACCAAGUGACCAACUAACCAUCGCUUUAGAACCAGAGGCAGCCUCCAUUUACUGUCAGUAUAUGUACCUGGAGCAAGAGUAUGACAAAGAUCCUGAUAGUACAUUCCAGAAGCAGGUGACAGAAAAAUCCAAAUACAUGGUUGUAGACCUUGGAGGCGGUACUGCUGACAUCACCGUUCACAAGCAAGCAGACGAUGGAACAUUAGAGGAGAUGCUUCCUGCCACUGGAGGACCAUUAGGAGGAACGUCUGUAGAUAACGAGUAUGCAGAUUUCUUGGAAACAAUCGGUGGAAAGGGAGUGUUAAACAAGUUUAAAGAACAUUGUUUGGAAGAUCAUUUAGAUAUAUUCAGAAACUUUGAAUCAGCAAAGCGUGCGUACAAUGGAAAAAAAGUUAGGAUUAAAAUCCCAGUAAAGUUUGAAAAUCUUAUUAAAAAAGAUAAAACCAAGGGAAGUAUAAGCAAGGCGCUUCGAGACUCACAAUACAAAGACCAUGUUACCUAUGCGAUUAAUAAACUUGCCUUGGAACCUUCAGUAUUUGAAGAAUUGUUCAAGAAAGCCGUAGAUGGGAUUUCAAACUUUAUCGAAGAUAUCCUAGCUAACAAAUCUUUUGACGAUGUGAGAACCAUCAUCAUGGUUGGAGGCUUUUCAGAGUGUAGCCUUAUUCAAAACGCAAUCAAGACAAAAUUUUCAUCAUAUCGAAUCAUUACACCUACUGAGGCUGGGCUUGCUGUUAUUAAAGGUGCCGUCUAUUUCGGUCAUUUGCCAAAUGCCAUAUCAAGGCGUGUCUCACGAUAUACGUAUGGAAUCCAAAGCUGGCCAGAAUUUACUCCAGGGAUAGAUCCACCAAGUAAGGAAAUUGACGUUAAUGGAUCAUUGCGAUGCAAAGAUGUUUUCUUUCCUGUUGUUCGGCGUGGAGAACAAAUUCCUGUAGGUUUCAAAAAGUCUCAAGUUUUUCAGUCUUUAAAACCAGAUCAAAGUGAAAUGGAAUGUGCAAUUUAUGUUUCGGAUCAAGAAAAUCCACGAUUUAUUGAUGAUGGAAGUUGUAGACAAUUGGGUAUAUUGAAAGUACCAUUACCACUGGGAUUUAGUUCUGCGGAAAUAGAAGAAACAAUUAUAUUUGGUGAAACGGAAAUAAAAUUUGUUGCACACCAGAUUGGAUCUGGUAAAGUACUGGAGACAUCAUUUGAUAUGUUGGACUUUAAAAAUCUCCCCGGGUCUUGAUUCCGGUAUUUUCUUGGAAUUGUGAAUGAUUGAUAUAACAAGGUUAAGUGAACAAAAUUCUGAUUUAUAUGACUGCCUCCAAAUGUGAUCGUGCAAAUGUGUUCAACACACAAAUUCAGCACUGAGUUAGUGUCUUAUGAUGACAUAUUGAACGAAUGUAUAUCAUGUACUUCAUAUGCACAUUUGUACUAUUUUUAUGAACAUAAAAGUUCUUUGAAUUCAUACAAAGUAUUAUUAAUGCGAGUCGAGCAUUAUUUUCAUGUUGUAAUUUUAGGACAAUGCUCAGUACAGUUAAGCGCCAUCUAUAUACUGAUCAGAAAACCUUUCUGGGAAACCAGAAUAGUUACGUACAAAGAAACACUCCCCCUCCAAGUCGUUUCAUCGUAUGGCAUGGGCUUUCUUCCGCAAUACAAAUUCCUUAAGAUAUCCAUCAUUAAUGAGGAAAAGUGUGAGGUGAAGUCCAUAGGUUAUAAUUAAAUUUUUUUGAUUAGUAAAUAUCGUGAAAUUAAUUAAAAACCUACUUUCGUUUUCCGUGAAUUACUCUGAAUAGCAAACAAGAAAGCGAAGUGGUAAACACGCUUUGGCAGAUCUAAGCCAGAGCAUCCCCCCCCCCGAAAAGAAUAUGAAGUAAAUCCGUAAAUAUAUUUUGGUCAUGUAAUAUCUUGAUAAUCUGUAAUCAGAUUUUGCUUGCUUAGUAAGUAAGGUAUCCCGCUACAUGAAAACUUAUACAUUUUAUGACACAACGUCACAAGAUGGAGAUUCAAAUGAUUUGUGAAAUUACUUGACAUAUCGAUCGAUUUGUAAGUAUAUCUACGAAGCUCAACAGAUAAGGUCUGGAGUUACAGACCCAUAGAUUCUGAAUUCAAGUCCGCCAGUGUCAUUUGUGUUAUUUAUUGAAAUAAGUUUUUCAAAAUCAUAUUUGUCUCUCCAAAAUCGCAUGUUUUUCCUUUUUGACAUAUGUACCUAUACAUAUCAUUGUAUCUUUCAUGAUUAAAUCAGAGUCUUACUCUAUACACCUCUAGUACCAGUUGUAUCAUUAACAAUGGGAACUUAUCUAAAUUCUUCAGUCUUGAACAAGGCGGUAGACAAGGAUAUCUAUUGGCACCAUAUAUCUUUAUUAUUACAGUAGAAUUGUUGGCUAUAGCACUUAAAGAAACUCGAAAUAUUAAGGGUAUAACUGUGGCUGGAAGAGAAACCAAAUUAGGCCAGUAUGCGGACGACUCUUUUUUAACGUUAGAUGGCAGUGAAAAAUCACUUAGAGAAUCUAUGAGAGUCAUUGAUAUGUUUAGAAUGAUUUCUGGACCACGUUUAAAUAUUUCAAAAUCACAAGCAAUUUGGUUGGGGAGAAAAUCAGGUUCGGCUGAAACUUUGUGUAAUGAUCUGAAAAUAAAAUGGGGAAAUAGCAAUUUUAAGCUCCUCGGAAUAGUAUUUACAAAAAAUCAAGAAGACAUGACGUUAUCUAAUUAUCAAUCUAAAAUCAAUGCCAUUAAAAAAUUGCUAGGUUUGUGGACUGAAAACGAGAUUUAACUCCAAUAGGUAAAAUCACAGUUAUCAAAACUUUAGCACUCCCAAAGCUCAUACACUUAUUUUCAGUAUUGCCUGACCCACCUAAACAUUUUCUGGAAGAGUUGAAUAAAAUAUUUUUAAAAUUUAUUUGGGGAUACAAGGUAGAAAAGUUGAAAAGAAAUAGUUGUGGGUAAUUAUGAUGAAGGGGGACUAAACAUGGUAUAUUUGACAUCUUUUAUAUCUUAUAUUAAGCUGAAACGGGUCAAAAGGUACCUUGCAGAUAAUGAGGGUAUAUGGCAACAUAUGUUGCAUAGCAUUUUAAAUUUUAGAAAUGUUGAUUUCAUUUUUCACCUAUCCAAAGAAAAACUUAAUGAAUUUGUAAAACAUAUUGACAAUGUGUUUUGGAAAAAUGUGUUUAAAGCUUUAUCAAGACUUAAAGAAGGCUCUCUUUCUGUUACAGAUUAUUUGAAUUUAAAUAUAAGAACUUUGUUGAUGUUAAAAAUGGUAUUUUUAUACAAAUUGGGUUAACAGAGGCAUUAAGACCUUGAAUGACUUAGUUUUGCAGAAUGGAACAUUCAAAUGUUCUACUGAUGUAAGAGAUGUGGUUGGUAGAAAGAACUUUUUGAGCUAUUAUUGUCUAUUUUUGAGCUAUUACCCAAAAGAUUAAAGGACAAAUUGCUGAUUUUAAAAACAAAGUACAUCAUGAAUUGUUCAGUCCAAAUCAAUGCAUUGUACAGAAAAUGAACUUAAGUUCUAAUGUUAAAUAUUUAUAUCAAGUUUUGAAGGAAAAGGAGUUCAAAGCCCCACAACUCAAAAGAGAGAAGUGGGAAACAUAUCUCUGUGAAACUAUUUCAGAAAAAUGUUGGGAAUUUUAUUAAUGAAUGCAUCAUUAUGCACAAAAGAAACAGAAUUAAUUUAUUUUCAAUACCGUAUUCUUAUGUGUUAUAUAGCUACAAACUCUUUCCUUCACAAACUUAAACUUGUAGACAAUGACUUGUGUUCAUUUUGCAAAAGUGAAAAAGAAACAGUCACUCAUAUUAUUUAUGACUGUGUGUAUGUAUCUGCCUUUUGGAGAGAUUUUGUGAAAUGGUACAAUGCAUUUGAAAAAGAUUAUAAAAUCACAAAAAGAAGUGUGUUAGUAGGCAAUAUUGAUGGAAGUUGUUUGGAAACUUUUCUUCUUUUGUUAGCAAAAAAGCACAUUUAUUACUCCAGAUCACAGGGCUCAAGACCCAAAUUGUCAGAUGCAAUUAAUUUGUUUAAAUACUAUAGAAAUUUAGAAAAAUAUUGUCAAAAUGUAUUUCAUAGCAAAUUCAAAAUGCUUGAUAAAUGGGCAUUGUAUGAUAAUAUAAUGGACAAGUAGUUGGUUGAAAAUCACAAUACAUUUAUAUGAAAAAUAAGAUAAUUACCUUUAUCUUUGAAUGUGUAUGUGUAUAUAUGUAUGUUUAUGUGUGUGUACAUGUAUAUAUUUAUGUUUGUGCAUUUAUAUAUUAUAUAUACAAUUCAUUGUUAUGUUGAUACAGAAGGUGCAUAGAGUAAUUGCAAGUGUGAAUGAGCGAGUGUAGAUUACAGUUUGUGUGUAUAAAUGUGUUGAAAAUACAAAAA
This is a messenger RNA of Ostrea edulis (European flat oyster), 5052 nucleotides long. Its product is annotated as heat shock 70 kDa protein 12A-like. The transcript has 5 exons. Gene Ontology annotation, molecular function: ATP binding; ATP-dependent protein folding chaperone. The record is from RefSeq and is a predicted model, not a curated record. NCBI's taxonomy places the organism in Eukaryota, Metazoa, Mollusca, Bivalvia, Ostreida, Ostreidae. The coding region runs from base 139 to 1944 and encodes 601 amino acids.